Molecule: messenger RNA, 2526 nt
Organism: Stomoxys calcitrans (stable fly)
Lineage: Eukaryota; Metazoa; Arthropoda; Insecta; Diptera; Muscidae
Gene: Taf5
Product: transcription initiation factor TFIID subunit 5
Exons: 2
Coding region: 61-2118 (685 amino acids)
Biological process (GO): transcription initiation at RNA polymerase II promoter
Cellular component (GO): transcription factor TFIID complex
Molecular function (GO): RNA polymerase II general transcription initiation factor activity; protein binding
Source: RefSeq, a predicted model, not a curated record
UCCCACUAAUUUAUAUUUGUUUUUUGUUUGUGGGGGAAACGUACUGAUUUUUUGUUAUAAAUGAUGAAUUCUAAUGGGACUGAAUCGCCUCCAUCUAUCAUGGAAGAGACUAAGAAGCCGGUAGCAGAUAAACGAGACCUCUUGGUUUUGUUGAAGCUGAUAAAAAAGUACAAUCUUAAGCAGACAGAAGAGCUACUGUGCCAGGAAGCAAACAUUAAACAUGAUGAGCUGGAAGAGGUGGAUGACAAGGAGAUUACAUCUAUAUUGGGUUCGGCUUUGGGUGAUACUGCUGAAACAACGAGCGGUGACACCAAGGACGGUCCUGGCAGCGACCCUGAAUUGUAUGAUGCUGCUUUUGGGGAUCUGCGUAAUUUCGUAGACGAAUCAUUAGACAUAUACAAACACGAAUUAUUCAUGGUGCUGUAUCCAAUACUGGUACAGAUCUACUUUAAAUUGGUAUCUGGUGGUUAUGCAAAAUCGGCUCGAGCGUUUGUCGAGAAAUACGGAUCUGAAUUGGACUAUUAUUAUAGAGAAGAUUUGCAAAAUUUGCUGCUUAUAACGAAGAAAAGUGAGAUGGAAAACAAUGAUUGGGUUACUUCAAUGGAAACUGAUAAAUUUCUUAUCAGAAUGUCGAGGGAUGCGCAUUCACUAUUUAAAAGGCACAUUCAGGAUAGAAAGCAAGAGCUCAUAGCAGACAUCGUUUUGAAAUACUUAAAUUUUGAUACAUAUGAAGGAACUGCUCGCAGCAAAGUGCAAUGCGAUGCCACUAGUGGAUCUCUUAUUGGCGAAGCUCGAAGGCAAGAUAAUAAAAUUCGGGUAUAUUACGGCCUGCUGAAGGAGGUAGACUUUCAAUCGCUUACUACUCCAGCGCCUGCUGCCGUCGAAGAAGAAGAUGACAAUGAUCCCGAUGCUCCGGACAAGCCCAAAAAGAAAAAGCCAAAAAAGGACCCACUGUUUUCCAAAAAGUCCAAGUCGGAUCCCAACGCACCUUCCAUGGAUCGAAUUCCUCUACCCGAGCUUAAGGAUGCGGAUAAGUUGGAAAAACUUAAGGCUCUUAGGGAAGCAUCUAAAAGGGUUUCGCUAAAUAAGGAUUCUCUGCCAUCUGUUUGCUUAUAUACCAUUCUAAAUUCCCAUAAUAAUGUUACAUGCGCGGAGAUAUCAGAGGACUCCUACAUGAUGGCUGUUGGUUUCACAGACUCGAGUAUUAAGGUGUGGUCUCUAACACCCUCUAAGUUAAGAGAAAUGAAGUCGGCGGAACACUUGAAAGACAUCGAUAAAGACGCCGAAGAUGUUUUAGUGCGGAUGAUGGAUGAUCGAACUGGAGAGUCAGCCAGAACAUUCUACGGACACAGCGGCCCGGUGUAUAGAUGUGCAUUCGCUCCAGAAAAAAACAUGUUAUUGUCCUGCUCUGAAGAUACCACCAUACGAUUGUGGUCCCUACAUACUUGGACUUGUAUUGUUGUUUUCAAAGGCCAUCUAUUUCCCGUAUGGGACGUUAGAUUCUCUCCCCACGGCUAUUACUUUGCGUCAUGCUCCUAUGACAAAACAGCACGCCUUUGGGCCACUGAUUCGAAUCAACCGCUUAGAAUUUUUACUGGUCAUCUCUCUGAUGUUGAUUGCGUACAAUUCCAUCCGAAUUCAAAUUAUAUCGCGAGUGGUUCCAGCGACCGCACCGUCCGGUUGUGGGAUGUUUUAACCGGUCAACUGGUUCGUCUAAUGACCGGACACAAGGGAUCCAUUUAUGCGCUAGCAUUUUCGACGUGCGGCCGAUAUUUGGCCUCCGGCUCUUCAGACCACAAUGUCCUAGUUUGGGACUUAUCCCACGGUCAACUCGUCACAACACUAAUUAAGCACACUGGUUCUAUACAUACCAUGUGUUUUAGCCGAGAUGGUACAAUACUUGCAGUAGGCGGCUUAGAUUGUUACCUUACUCUGUGGGAUUUUUCUAAGCUAAGUGAAGACUAUAUAAGCCAAAAUUCAAAUACUUCGCACAAUCCUGAAAUUGAUGAAGGGGAUCAUUACCUACUGAGAGCUUUUCCCACUAAGUCAACACCAUUUACAACGCUCCAUUUUACGAGGCGAAACCUGUUACUUGCCGUUGGUACAUUCAAAUCAUAAAUGAAAUAUCAUGAGAUAAGAUAAAUAUGUAUUUGUAUUCCGUCAAUGGGCCAGCUUACACCACAAGUAACAAUGUCCGCCAUAGCACGAAGGUCGUGGCUAUUCUUUUGGCGGUGGUUAUUCUCUGACUAAUAAGGGAGGUCCCUUAACACGGAGCUAAAUUGAUUGAUUGUUUUGCUGCUGUGUGCUGUCAGUUGUGUUAUUCAAAUUUAUUUAAGUUACUUUUCUCUAAAUGAAGCCAAUCUUGAUGGCCAUAAAAAUUGUGACUUCAUUUUUGAAUUGAUACCAAAAAAAAACAGAUCAACAGAUUCGUAAAGAGCAGCUCCAUUUUCCAUGUCUUUGAAUUUUAGCUCCCGGGAUUUUAAACUUUCCUUAUUAUCUCAUAUUCAUUAAAGUUUAUAAAAAUGC